AUGGCAUCCGCUACUCUCCUCAAGUCCUCUUUCCUCCCAAGGAAAUCAGAAUGGCUCGGAGCAAAGAGUACUGUAUCAAACAGCCAGCCUAUAGCUGUCUCGUUCACAGUUCGCGCUGGUGCUUACUCUGACGAGCUUGUCAAAACUGCGAAAAGCAUAGCAUCACCAGGAAGAGGAAUAUUGGCCAUGGAUGAAUCAAAUGCAACUUGCGGAAAACGUCUAGCCUCAAUCGGACUAGAGAACACCGAGGCCAACCGACAGGCUUACAGGACCCUGCUGGUCUCAGCUCCCGGUCUAGGCCAGUACAUUUCAGGUGCUAUACUGUUCGAGGAAACUCUCUAUCAAUCCACUGUUGAUGGCAAGAAGAUGGUUGAUGUUCUCACGAGCCAGAACAUAAUGCCAGGGAUCAAAGUCGACAAGGGUUUAGUGCCGCUUGCAGGCUCGAACGACGAAUCCUGGUGCCAAGGGCUGGACGGGCUUGCAUCAAGAUGCGCGGCUUAUUAUCAGCAAGGCGCACGCUUUGCUAAAUGGCGCACAGUUGUCAGCAUCCCCAACGGUCCAUCAGCUCUUGCAGUGAAGGAAGCUGCUUGGGGUCUGGCUCGAUAUGCUGCCAUCGCACAAGACAACGGGUUGGUUCCAAUAGUCGAGCCAGAGAUACUGUUGGACGGUGAGCAUGGAAUCGACAGAACCUUCGAGAUUGCACAAAAAGUGUGGGCUGAGGUCUUCUUUUACUUAGCCGAGAACAAUGUCAUGUUCGAAGGAAUCCUACUAAAGCCGAGCAUGGUCACGCCUGGAGCUGAAUGCAAAGAGAGAGCAACCCCUGGACAAGUUGCAGAAUACACCCUCAAGCUCCUUCACAGAAGAAUCCCACCAGCUGUUCCUGGAAUCAUGUUCCUGUCAGGAGGCCAGUCUGAAGUUGAGGCAACACUGAACCUGAAUGCAAUGAACCAGAGCCCGAACCCAUGGCACGUGUCUUUCUCCUACGCGAGAGCGCUUCAAAAUACAUGCUUGAAGACUUGGGGAGGGAGGCCAGAGAACGUGAAGGCCGCUCAGGAUGCGCUGCUCAUAAGAGCCAAGGCCAACUCGCUCGCUCAGCUCGGAAAGUACACAGGUGAAGGAGAGUCUGAAGAAUCCAAGCAAGGGAUGUAUGUCAAGAACUACAGCUACUAAGUAGUAGUACCUGAGGUUGUGUUUGGUGUUGUAAUGUGAUAAUGCUUGUUUGGAUUGAAAACAAAGAGGAUGGAUGAUAUAUUCGAUAAAUUUGAUUUCUAGGUGUUUGUGGAUGUUUAGAGUUGUAUUUUAGAGUAUAUCAUUUUUAUGGGA
Asparagus officinalis (garden asparagus) is the source of this 1323-nucleotide messenger RNA. RefSeq names its product fructose-bisphosphate aldolase, chloroplastic. The transcript has 6 exons. Gene Ontology annotation, cellular component: cytosol. Lineage: Eukaryota; Viridiplantae; Streptophyta; Magnoliopsida; Asparagales; Asparagaceae. Gene Ontology annotation, molecular function: fructose-bisphosphate aldolase activity. The record is from RefSeq and is a predicted model, not a curated record. The coding region runs from base 1 to 1170 and encodes 389 amino acids. Gene Ontology annotation, biological process: fructose 1,6-bisphosphate metabolic process; glycolytic process.